AUGAGACAUUGCCAGGAGGACAACUCCAUCAGGACACCUCCAAGGGUACCUUCAAGGGGACGACUCCAGAAGGACACCUCCACGAGGACACCCACCUCCGAUGACUACUAUAGACUCUUGGGGGACACUGUUCCUAUACCGACUAGGAACCCUGAGGGACACCCACCACCUACGCCGCCGCCGACAGAUCCCCGGGACACCGCUGGAUCCACAGCGGACCAGGUAGUUAACUUAAAAGAACAGUUAGAUAAAGAGAAAAAUCAGGCUAACUACUUGCAAUUAGCCCUGAAAGAGCAACUCCUGGCAGAGAAAAGCGCCUCUCCACGGUCCGAGAAAAUAAUUCAAUACCCCCACAGUGACCUGGAAGAGGCGAGACUAAGUUGGAGAGUAUCGCUGUCAGGGGGAGAUCAAAUUUUACUAAGUGAGAAGGAAGCUGAGGGAUACUGGGGGACAGGGUUAUUUUUAACCACAGGUGAUCACCGCGCACCCUGGUCUUUAAUUCAAAGAGCAGCUUACAGGACUGGAGGACUUAACCCCGCCAUCACAGGGACAGUCGGCCAGUUGGUAGAAAAUGUACAGAAAGCGGCAUGUCUGCAAAUGAUGUACGACCGUGAACUUAAACAGGAGUCCUCGAUGAUGAUAUCGGUCGAUCCCGAACGUAUGACUUCCCUCUUCUGGGGCCUUCCCGACUCGCUGAAAGCCGUGAGGAUACAAUUGCAGGGAAAGACACAAGCAACAUCCCAAAGUGAAAGGGCCGUUGCUGCCCUGGAAGGACUGCUAUCGCCUGAUCGAAAGGCAGAGAACAAAGUAUUGACGUGGGGGGAAGUUGCCCAGGAGUUGAUUAAUUAUGGGAGAAAGUACGGUCCCAUCAAUAUUUCUAGUAAAAUUGAUAUUAAAGGACUAAGGCAGAG
Molecule: messenger RNA, 911 nt
Organism: Nestor notabilis (Kea)
Lineage: Eukaryota; Metazoa; Chordata; Aves; Psittaciformes; Psittacidae
Source: RefSeq, a predicted model, not a curated record